Sphaerodactylus townsendi is the source of this 3337-nucleotide messenger RNA. It is a transcript of the gene LRRC8D, whose product is annotated as leucine rich repeat containing 8 VRAC subunit D. The transcript has 2 exons. Bases 438 to 3023 code for a protein of 861 amino acids. Lineage: Eukaryota; Metazoa; Chordata; Lepidosauria; Squamata; Sphaerodactylidae. Gene Ontology annotation, molecular function: protein binding. The record is from RefSeq and is a predicted model, not a curated record.
CAGGGGGAGGAGCGAGUGGCGAUGGGAAACGGCACGUUGUUUUGCUCGAGCGGGGCUGUGCAGUGAGCAUGCUUCCCCGCGACCGGCUUAUUCCAGCCUGCCCGCGCCGGCUGUCGCUGCUGGCCCUUUGUUCGUCCGUGCCGCCACCCGGGGGAUUUGAUCACGACCCGGGGAGCCUCGCGCGCAAUGGUGGCGCGGACCGGGCAGCAGGAAGCCACCCGCCAGCCUCGGCGCACGCCGGCCUCGGUCCGGAGCUGCUGCUGCUGCAGGAGGAGGAAGAGGAGGGGAAGCGGCGCUGAACUGCAGACGCGACUUUGAACAGGAACAGACACAACUCUGGGCUCGCCGGCUCGGCCCUGGCAGAUUGAGAAAGGCAGGGAGGAGGAGAAGGCGAAGGCCCGGGAGAGGCUUGGUGGCCUCUUCCCUGGCAUAGCAGAAUGUUUACCCUUGCAGAAGUUGCAUCUCUUAAUGACAUUCAGCCAACAUACCGAAUCCUGAAACCAUGGUGGGAUGUAUUUAUGGACUAUCUAGCUGUUGUUAUGCUAAUGGUCGCCAUCUUUGCUGGAACCAUGCAGCUGACCAAAGAUCAGGUGGUCUGUUUGCCUGUGUUGCACUCUGCUGUAAAUUCAAAAGUGCAGCCCAGCUCCCUCGGAAGUGUCAAAGCAGCAAACCUUGUACCAGAGUCUGAAGCAUCUAUUGUUGAAGAGAAAGAAACAUGGGUAGCAGGGACAGUUUCCUUUGAAGGGGCAACUGGUGUUACACCUGACAUACCUCUGAGCAGAACUACCUAUUCACCAUUGCACUCCACGGCCACAAGCCAGGAAGCAAAGAAGGAGCAAAAAGACCCUCUGGGCCGAAAAACAAAUUUGGAUUAUCAGCAAUAUGUUUUCAUUAACCAGAUGUGUUAUCAUUUGGCUCUUCCUUGGUAUUCAAAGUAUUUCCCCUACUUAGCUCUUAUACAUACUAUUAUUUUAAUGGUUAGCAGUAAUUUUUGGUUUAAAUAUCCAAAAACUUGCUCAAAGAUCGAACAUUUUGUUUCUAUCUUAGGGAAGUGCUUUGAGUCUCCUUGGACCACAAAAGCAUUAUCUGAAACAGCAUGUGAGGAUUCUGAGGAGAAUAAACAAAGACUCACUGGGGCCCAGUCUCUGCCGAAGCAUGUCUCAACCAGUAGUGAUGAGGGAAGCCCAAGUGCCAGUACCCCUAUGAUAAGCAAGUCUGGCUUCAAAUUCUCAGCAGAAAAGCCGGUUGUUGAGGUCCCAAGCAUGACCAUUUUGGAUAAAAAAGAUGGCGAGCAAGCCAAAGCCCUUUUUGAGAAAGUACGUAAAUUCCGGGCCCACGUAGAGGACAGUGAUUUGAUUUAUAAACUCUACGUUGUACAGACUGUUAUAAAAACGGUGAAAUUCAUAUUUAUUCUCUGCUACACAGCAAACUUUGUCAAUGAAAUCAGUUUUGAGCACCUCUGUAGGCCCAAAGUGGAACAUCUAACAGGCUAUCAGGAGUUUGAAUGCACACACAAUAUGGCUUACAUGCUGAAGAAGUUGCUCAUUAGUUACAUUUCUCUCAUUUGUGUCUAUGGUUUUGUGUGUCUGUACACCCUGUUUUGGUUGUUCCGGUUACCCCUAAAGGAAUAUUCUUUUGAGAAAGUUAGGGAAGAGAGUAGCUUCAGUGAUAUUCCAGAUGUUAAGAAUGAUUUUGCAUUUCUCUUGCACAUGGUUGACCAAUAUGAUCAACUGUACUCCAAGCGGUUUGGUGUCUUCUUAUCAGAGGUGAGUGAAAAUAAACUGAGGGAAAUAAGCUUGAACCAUGAGUGGACUUUUGAAAAGCUGCGGCAGCAUGUCUCCCGUAAUGCCCAGGACAAGCAAGAACUGCAUCUCUUCAUGCUGUCGGGGGUCCCAGACGCAGUGUUUGAUCUGACGGAUCUAGAUGUGUUGAAACUUGAACUGAUUCCUGAAGCAAAAAUCCCAGCUAAAAUCUCCCAGAUGACUAACCUUCAAGAGCUGCAUCUCUGUCACUGCCCUGCAAAGGUGGAACAAACAGCCUUCAGUUUUCUCCGUGACCACCUGAGGUGCCUGCAUGUGAAGUUCACAGAUGUGGCAGAAAUCCCAGCUUGGGUGUACCUACUUAAAAAUCUUCGGGAGUUGUACCUGGUAGGCAACUUGAACUCUGAAAAUAACAAAAUGAUAGGACUUGAAUCUCUCAGAGAACUAAGACAUCUUAAAAUCCUCUAUGUGAAAAGCAAUUUGACCAAAAUCCCCUCUAACAUCACUGAUGUAGCACCACAUCUGACCAAGCUCGUCAUUCACAAUGAUGGCACCAAGCUCUUUGUACUGAACAGCCUUAAGAAAAUGAUGAAUGUAGCUGAACUAGAACUGCAGAACUGUGAACUUGAGAGAAUUCCACAUGCCAUUUUCAGUCUCACUAAUUUACAGGAACUAGAUUUAAAGUCAAACAGCAUACGCACAAUUGAAGAAGUCAUCAGCUUCCAACAUUUAAAAAGAUUGACUUGUCUGAAGUUGUGGCACAACAAAAUAGUCAACAUUCCUCCCUCUAUUACUCAUGUUAAAAACUUGGAGUCACUCUAUCUCUCCAACAAUAAACUUGAGGCUUUACCAGCUGCAGUGUUCAGUUUACAGAAACUCAGAUGCUUGGAUGUAAGCUACAAUUCCAUUGCAGUGAUUCCUGUGGAAAUAGGUUUGCUUCAGAACCUACAGCAUUUGCAUAUCACAGGCAACAAAGUGGAUAUUUUGCCAAAACAGUUAUUUAAAUGCUCCAAACUGAGGACUUUGAGUCUGGGGCAGAACUGUAUCACCUCAAUCCCAGAAAAAAUUGGUCAGCUGCUACAGCUUACUCACCUGGAGCUGAAAGGGAACUGUUUAGACAGACUCCCAGCAACACUGGGGCAGUGUCGGCUUCUCAGGAAAGGUGGACUCAUUGUGGAAGAUCACCUCUUUGACACUUUGCCUUCAGAAGUAAAAGAAGCGUUGAACCAAGACACAAGCAUUCCCUUUGCUAAUGGGAUUUAAACAGAGACAGAACUCACAAAGAGAAUAGCAUAGAUGAUGCUAGUUAUCAAAUCCCUGUGUUAAGAAAUCUGGAACUCUUUUUUGUAAAGGACUGUUAGAAGGUAGAAGCAGUUUGGUGUCCGUAGUAUUUUAAAACAUCAUUUCCAACAUUUUUGGAGGGGAAGGAGGGUGGGGUGGGAGAACCUUAAAUGAUUUUGAUUCUUUCUCUUUUAAGUUGUUUGUAACUUGGAUGCUGCCGCUUUUGAAUGUUUACAAAUUUACUCGCCUGCUUAAUGUAUAUGAUUAAACUGGUGACCUUUUCUUACUAUAAAUAA